This is a messenger RNA of Thalassophryne amazonica, 3713 nucleotides long. RefSeq names its product transcription elongation factor A (SII) N-terminal and central domain containing 2 (gene tceanc2). The record is from RefSeq and is a predicted model, not a curated record. Gene Ontology annotation, biological process: DNA-templated transcription. The coding region runs from base 124 to 732 and encodes 202 amino acids. Lineage: Eukaryota; Metazoa; Chordata; Actinopteri; Batrachoidiformes; Batrachoididae. The transcript has 5 exons. Gene Ontology annotation, cellular component: nucleus.
AAACUGAGGAUAGAGUAAGCGAAAAUCAACCAGAGCGGUGCUAAUAGCUAUUAGCAUUUCCUGGCUGCUCUUCAACUUUCGUUGUUGUGAAACAACUUUAUUAAUUUUUUUUUAACUGUGGAGAUGGACAGAUUUGUAGUGCGGCAUCCCAAAACGGAAAUAGCAAAAACAUCUCAAAGCAAGGAAAAGGUUUUCAAACAAGCAACAAUCGAGUCUUUACGGAGGGUGGUCGUGAUUGAGGACAUAAUGCGCUAUAAGUCCAUGUUGGAGCUUCCAGGACAGAGCAGAGAAAACCUGCUGUGCGCCCUGACCGAGCUGGACAAGAAGAUCCCAUCCAGGGAGGUACUGAAGUCCACCAAAAUAGGUCACACUGUCAACAAAAUGCGAAAACAUCUGGACCCUGAGGUGAGUUCAAUGGCAGCAAAGGUUUACACAGACUGGAGGACGUUCAUUGAGGUGAAUUCCAAUAAGCCGCCUAUUGAAGUGCGCUCCGACAGGCAAUCCGAGGGUCUCAGGAGUAAUGCCAGACGAUUGAUGGCUGAUGCCCUGGAGGUCAAGGAGGAUUGUGGUCUUGUUGACAACAUUGAGAGAGAAGUGUUCCAUCAGAGCUCCAGGUUAGUCAGCGGUUCAUACAGACGGACUGUUAGAGCGCUCGUCUUUGCCUUCAAACACAAGGUUGAGAUCAGAACCCAAGUGAAGGACGGCACAGUAUCUGUCAACCAGCUUGUUUGAAGUACAAGAAAUAGCUGAUGUUGAACUGUGCCGAGCUUCAGGCUGCACGGUGAAGACUUUUUGUUCCUUUACUUUAAAUAUGUCAACAUUCCCAGUUGAUACAUCUUUUUUUUUGUUUUGGAACUUUGAAUUAUUGUUUGUUUUCAAACAGAUCUAUCAUUUUUACACCUUUAUGUCAAAUGUGUCCCUCUUUUCCUGAAAUGAGUCAGUUUCACAGCAUAGAUAGAAACCCAACUAGAUAGUGACCCUCCAGCGAGAGCAAACCCCUCCGCCACAGGGCUGCUGUAGCAGUGAAGAAAGUAAUUUGUGCUUCACUACAGCAACCUGGGUCUGACCUUGAAUAUGUUCAAUUUCUCUUCAGGUCAGAUUUGAAAUUGCAUUUUUUUUUUUUUGAAGCCCACAUGUGACUUUCUCUCCAUGUCUAAUAGGCAUGUCUGACAGUUAAAACCACUGUAAACAAUCAAGGCUUGAACGAUCUUGAUUGUAACCUCCAAGCUCCCUCAAGGUCAGCUGCAAUAGUGUAUUUCAGAAGCCCAUAUAUGACUUCCUGUUCAAGUCUAAGGCUCUGUUUAGUCACCAUAAGCGAUCAGAAUUUGGGUUACCUUGAAUGUGAGAUUCAGGAUUGAUAAAGGUCAUAUUUUGACCUUGUGCUUUGACCUUGACUUUGACCUGGAACCUGAAAAGGUAACUGGGUUCACCCUUGAGUGGGACUUAAUGUAUGUACAAAAUUUGGUUAAAAUUCCUCAGUUAGUUUUUGGAGAUAUCAUGCAAGCAGGUGAAAACAAUAAACCCUCAGCUGACUGUGGGUGGACUUAUGUCAUCCCUGCAAUUAUUUUAUCUCUCUCACAUGCAUAAGGUAGGGUUCGCAUCAGGCAAAGCCUUCAUGAAACAGGACUGUUAAUCACAGCCUUUUUAAAACAAACCAACAACAGCAGCAACAAAAACCCCUUGGAUUCCUUAGAGGAGUUUGAAAGGUAUUUUAAAGAUAUUCUUUUGUGGCACAUCAGUCCUGUUUUGGAGCUGCAUGUAAAUCAUUGUCACGACUAACAUUUGCUUUGCAAGUCAAAUUGACUGUUUUUCCUAUAAUGUGCUGUUUUAAAUGAACCUUCUAGAAUAUAUGAUGUAGGUGUUUUUAAAAAGCUCAAUUUCGUACUUGUAGUUCUUUUUUCAUGUAUUGUUAAAGAAGCACCAGCCAUAUGAUGGCUAUCACCAUGAGAAUUACAGCCAGAACGCAGAUGCUAAUGAAGACAAUGUCACUGAAGUCAUGAGGCUCCGCCUCCUAUCCGCUGUAGUUUCACCGCCAUCCUUUUCUGCCUGCUUGGCCUGCUCCUCCAGAUGGCGCUCUUCUUCUGAAAUGAUGGACACUGAUGCUACUUUUCGCUGGGGCAUCACACUGAACUUCGUAUUCUUGCACAUUCUGCUGCUUGCCAUCAGAAAAUCAAUAUAGAGUUUGUUGACCAGAACGGUGAUGUUCUGACGUUUCCUGCAAGGAUCAAGAUUUACUGUGUUAACAGAAUCCUUGGUAUGAGGUCAAAUUCUCAUAUAACAGUGGUUAUCCAGAUUUGAAGCAUACUGCUAUUUACAUCCGCCAUAAUUAUGUUGCUAUGGCAUAUUUGACUAUUGAAUUCAAGUCAAGUCUGGAGCAUAUGCUGGUGCAGCGUGUCCCUGCAUUCACCAAACACGGCACCAAAUCGCCACAUAAAUCACCUCAAGGUGCUAUACAAGAGUGAGGUCUAGACCUUACCCAUCUCAUGAGCAAGCACAUUGGCAAUGGUGGUAAGGAAAAACUCCCUCAGUGUUAUUAAUUGUUGGAAGAAACUUCAAAACAACAGGAUCAGUGAGAUGACCAUCUGUUUCGGCCAUACUGAAAAAAGAAGCAAGUCCUAUGUAGGUCCUGAGGUCCAUUGGUGCUGGUGCUUAUCCCCAAACUCCCCCUAAGCGGAACACCAGUCUAUGGUAGGAUACUUCCCCAGCCAAGACUGGGACCCAUUUACAGCUGGGUGGAUUUGGAUAAUGCAGACAAAGUCCAGGUGGAAAAAAAAGAAGCAAGACCUGUGUAGGUCCUGAGGUCCAUUGGUGCCAGUGCUUAUCCACAAACUCCCCCUAAACGGAACACCAGUCCAUUGCAGGAUACUUCCCCAGCCAAGACUGAGACCCAUUUACAGCUGGGUGGAUUGGGAUAAUACAGACAAAGUGUCUUUUCCUAAGACACAGACAGGGGGCAUGAUGAAUUGAGCCCAGGUCUACAUUUGGGUAGUCCAGUGACAGAAACGUUGGCGCUAAACAACCACAUAUAAACUAUUGUUCACAUUGGCUAAUUGAGAUGGGAACAACAAGGUGUAGAUUAGAGUCCCAGUAAAACAGACUGCAUUAGCCAGAUCACUCAGUGUGGCAAGAGAUCUCCUAGAGCUCAACCCACAACCUGAUGUACCUACCUCCAACCCCUUCCUAAGGUGCCCAAUCAUCCAGCAAUUCAAUUAAAGGGCCUUCUUAUGGGACAAGCUAACAGCAGUUGAUGCUAACCAUUUGCAACAACUGCACUUAGCGUGUGCGAUCAGGAUCACAAUGAUUAACACUAAUUGUUAGUGUUAAUCGUGGUUUGCGCCACAGCAUAUGCUGACACCAACUAACACAGGUUUCAAUUAACCAUAGCUACCAUAAUCCUUUAUACGUCAAACGUGUCUAUCGAUGAGCAUGUCUGGCACAACUGGUACCGGUCCGCAUCCAGAAAUCCUUUAAUAGCCAGAAAACAUGUGUGAAAUGACAUUUGACCAUUUUGGCUAAUCACCUGGCCUGCAGUACCGCAGUUGACAAACCGAGCAAGUAUCUUGUAGAACGUGGCCGUUAGUUGGGCAGCACAGGUUGGAUCUCCCAAGUAGAUGCUCUCACGGUCCAGCUGAGGGAGGGACUGCUGGGGUAUCAAAAUGGAGAAUUCUGUUCUUGUGCAGCUAACGUUUACAGGUACCACUUGGAUUAUAGGA